GCACGUGUUCUAAAGUAGAUGGGCGUUGUAAAGUGUCCUUGACAAUAGAUUUGAAUAUCUGAGACCAUUGUGGUCUUUGCUCUGUUCUAACUCGUGGUUGAGAGAAUUGAGGCAAAGCAGCAACGCAGACUGAGAGCUGAGGAGGCUGAACAUGAAGAGAGGCCACGAAUUGAAUGGGCCAUGGAGAGUGAGCUGUACGCUCAUACUUACUGCAGUGGUGGUGUCUCCAGAUCAGAACAGAAGCAUGUUGGCAGAAGAAUUUAAUAUAAGUUGCAGAUAUGGAGGAGUUUUCCAUGUUGAGAAAAAUCGUCGCUACAGUCUCACACGAGAUGAGGCAGUUGAACUCUGCAAAGCUCUCAAUAGUACCCUGCCAACAAUGGACCAGAUGGAGAAAGCUCACAAUUUAGGAUUUGAAACUUGCAGGUAUGGUUACAUAGAAGACAAAAUUGUAAUCCCACGAAUCAAGCCAUAUUUUCUUUGUGCAGCAAAUAACACUGGAAUUUACAUACUCACUUCAAAUAUAACAGACCGGUAUGAUACAUAUUGUUAUAAUGCAUCGGAAACCAGGGAAAAAGCAUGUGAACCAAUCAUAAGACUAGAUGUUUCUGGGCAUGAUAAUCAAAGCCAAAUAGUCAUAGAUAAUGCAGAUGGCUCACGUUACACUGAUGGUGUGAAACACACUGACCCAACUCCAGUUACAGAUGAUAAUCAUGUGGGUAGUGGGUCAGUACACGACGGAGAUGUAACAAACCCCACCAUCAUCGGAUCUCACAUAACUGGUGCCUCAUCUUAUGGCUAUAUAACCCCAGAUGCACUGUCAACAGAUUAUUCUUCUGGGUCGGGCAGAAAGGAAGAUCAUCCCACAAGUACCAAUGAUAUUGCAACAUCCUUCAAUGGCAAGUGGGGUGAAGAUUCAACUAUUAUUUCACUGAUAACUGAUGGUGUUCCUGGAAAAGACAGUGAUCAUCCUCGCAAAGGACAGCAUCCCACAAGUACUACUGUGGAUCGCCACCAUUACACACAUCAUGAAACCACCACCCAAGCAAAACCAUUUCCCCCCACAUGGUGGCAUUCUGUAAAUUCCAAGGAACAGCACCUGACAACUGCUAGUAACGCUGUGAAGCCCGUUCAUGAGGAAACCUCCACCCAACCUCAAUGGAAUCAAUUUGCUGACUCUUGGUGGUGGUGGUCCCACCCUGGCCACAAGGAACAGCAGCCUACUCAGGAAACAGGGGAUCUCAGCUCACAUGAUGAUGGUGCAGAUGGUGAAGACUCAACACAGUAUCCCUUAACACCAGUAAUUUCCCUUGGAGGGGACAACAGUGAUGACAAGGAACAGCACUCUCCAAGUAGCACUGUGACCUCGCAUCAUGGUGCACAUGAGGAAACUUCCACCCAACAUGAGGGGAAUCCAUCCCCUGACAUUUGGUGGGGGUCCACUACAGAUAACAAGGAGCAGCAUCCAACCACAGCAACUAACGAUAAGGAUUCACAAGAAAAUGAAACAGAUGAUGAAGAUUUACUACAAGAUCCAUUACACUCUGGAUGGGACACAAAUGAUGACACGGAACCGCACUCUCCAGUUACCACUGUGGAUUCCCAUGGUGAUCCUAAGCGUAUAGAAUCAACCCAAGAUCCUUUGUUACAUAAUGUUUAUUUUGGAAUGGACAAAGAUGAGGACAAGUAUCCCACAAACACUACUGUGGAUAGUGUGAAGCCUGCACUUUUCCCUGCAAAGGAAAGAGAUCAUUCUUCUUCAAGUGUGACUGUGAAUAAUGAAAUAGGACGCAACACAUAUACUCCUACAGUUGUGGUCUCCAAUGAAGGUGCCAAAAAUGAAGACCCAACCCAAGAUCCACUGCUGAAUGGGGCUCAUCCUGGAUGGAGCGAUAAAGUCAAGUAUUCUACAAAUACUACUAGGAAUGAUGUACUAUCUGGAGUUAUUCCUUCACAUGGAAGUGAACAUUCAACUACAGCUAUGGUCUCCAAUGGUGAGGCCAAACAUGAAGACUCAACCCAAGAUCCACUACUGCAUACCGUUCAUCCUGGUUGGAGCAAUGCAGAGAAGUAUCCCACAAAUGUCACUAGGGAUGAUGUGCUGCCUGGAAUUAUUCCUCCAAGUGAAAAUGAUCAGGAAAAGGAAUCUUCUCAUACAGCUGUUACCUCCAAUGAUGGUGCCAUAUAUGAAGACUCAACCCAUGAUUCACUGCCUCCAGAUAAUCAACCAGGAUGGGGCAGUGAAGACAAAUAUCCCACAAAUACCUCCAGGGAUUAUGUCAUACCUGGACUUAUUCCUGAAAAUGAAGAUGAGUCUUAUACAGAUACCACUGUGGUCUCCAAUGAUGGUGCCACACAUGAAGACUCAACCCAAGAUCCAUUGUUGCACAGUGUUCAUCCUGGCUGGGGCAAUGAAGACAAGUAUCUCACAGCUACCUCUAGGGAUGAUGUGCUACCUGGAAUUAUUCCUACAAGUGAAACUGAACAUAAAAAUGAUUCUUCUCAUACAGCAGUGGUCUCCAAUGAUGGUAUCAAACAUGAAGAUUCAACUAAAGAUCCACUGACACCUGGCAUUCAUCUUGGAGGGGAUAAUGAAGACAAAUAUCCCACAAACAAUCCCAUUGAUAAACCUGGAGUUUUUUCUGACAUUGAAAGUGGACAUGGCAGAGGACCAGCUUCUACAGUCACCAGUUCUACACGUAACAAACAUGGUGGCAGAAGAGCAAAUCCAUCUGGACAGGUCACAGAACCAAACAUAACUUCACAGCCAAGAUCAGCCCAAAUACCAGAAUGGCUGAUCAUAGUGGCUUCUCUUCUGGCACUGGCAUUGAUUCUGGCAGUCUGCAUUGCUGUCAACAGUCGGAGCAGAUGUGGGCAGAAGAAAAAGCUAGUGAUUAACAAUGGCAAAGGGUCAGUGUCAGACAAGAAGAUGGGUGGACUGAAUGGAGAAGCCAGCAAAUCUCAAGAAAUGGUGCACUUGAUACAUACAGAACAGCCAGAUAAUCGAACAGGAUCAUGUGAUGAAUUCCUGACCACAGACGAAACGAAAAAUCAGCAAGAGGCUACCAUGAAGACUGGGAUGUAAUUAGAGUUGGUUCAUCUUGUAGAUCGAGAGUUGGGGAAAUCAAAAUCACAUGGAACUGGGCCUGGAACUCACAGAUGCAAUGUGCUACUGAUGUCUUUUGAGCAUAAUUAAGCAUACAUUUUAUUCUUUUUAAUAUUUUUAAAAAUCAGGUCCAAAUUUUAAAAAAUUGACAUUGCUUUCUGAUAUAAGCGCCUGAGACUUGCAUAAAUUUGGCAGUUCCCAUUUCCUUCCUGGAAGACACUUAUAUGUAAGGAGGGAUGUUAGUUGAAAUCAUAUUUUCUCCAGUUGAGGCACCUUCACUAAGUGGAUAUACAGAAAUAUCUAGUCACUCCAUCUCAAAGGCAUUUAUGAUACUAAAUUUACAUAGUAUGAGCAUAAGUGAGGAAUAAACAUCUAGAGAGAAAUAGAGUUAAAGAAAAAAAGGCUUCUGUAGAGUUUAUAUUACCCUAGAGUCUUUUAAAAUCACCUUUCAGCCCUGCGGAGUUUGUCAGGUACAUUCAGGAUCUGCUGGUAUAGGCAAACUGUGACAUUUUAGAUUACAUCUUAGAUUACAACUAGGGCUACAAUGAGAGAACCCCAAAGGACAAAACUAUUUAUCUCUAUUUUUUAAAUGCCCAUGGAUAUAUAAUGUCAAUAAUUUUUAUUGGGGCAAGUGGGAAAAGACAUGAAAACUUGAGCUGAUACAUAAUAAACUUCUAUUCUUUAUUAUCUUAACAAUCUGUGCAGUUAUCCUUCAGUUUCAAAACUGUCUGUUGCUGUUCCCCCCCAUCAAUCAUAUUUUGAGUAUGUUCCCUACUUGUUAGUUAAGUUGACAAAUAAAUGCAGUGACCACAACUCAAAGACAUAUUUCAAAACCUAGCAGUAGGAAAUGAUCAAAUAAGAUGGCAAUAUUUUGUUUCUUGCAGAAUAGGGCUCUAUCUAUCCCUGCUCUCAGAUUUAUCAUAAGAUGUUGAGCUUAGCACAACCUGUUUUUUCCCGUAAUGGUUGCAUGUUACACUAUCUUGCUGAUAUUUUAACAGUCAAAUUAAAAUUAUGUGAUGUUCUCUUUUGGAUUCUACUUCCACCAUCUUUUUGUUUAAACUCUGAUUAUUAAAAAUGCCAAGAGAAAUAUUGUUCACUUGUUGAAACAAGAAGUUGGAAAACUGCAUAAAGAUCAAAGAAAAUGAAAGAAAACUAUUCCAACAACAUAAAAUAGCUGCAGCUGCACUGACACAUGCUUCCCUCCCCUUUGUACAUCCCAUUUAUGUAAAGUAUUUGUGUAAACUAAGAUGGCGUGCAGUAACGUACACUGAAUUGAUUGUAUAUAUUAUCAGCAAGAAAUCGAAUUACCAGCAAUAGUCUAUCCAACUUCACUUUAAUGAAAAAUCUAAGUAAAAACAAUUCAUUAUGUAAUUAUAAUUAAUGAGGACCCUAUGCACCAUGGGAUGGGAACUGUUAAAUGUUUAGUCAGUUAAGCAAAAUAGUCCCAUUCACUGACCAUGGAUCCUUAAUGAACUGAGAAGAGCCCACUAGAGUCAUUUAUUUUAAUUUCCUUUUUGAAGAAACUUCAGCAGUUAAAAUUUCAGCUAGAAUUGUCUAAUAUUGUGCUUUAUUCAUACCACUGUGCAUGAAAUUGCUGAGGUUGUGUUUCUCAAUGUAGAUCUUUAGCAGCUCUCCAUAAGUGUUUAAUGACAUACUGUAACUCGGUAACAUUCUCAGGCAGAUUGCCAUGGGUGAAAUUCACCCUUGUGCAAGAGGGCCAGCAAAGCAUGACUUAAUUUGACUGCUUAAGUGGCAUAUGUGCUGGCCCACUGAACAGGGAUGUUUCAUAUAUAGAAAGUCACAUGUUCGUGGGCUGUAUUUGAUCAUACGCUUUGAAGUCAAUGGAGUUAUACCUGUUUACAUCAUCAGUAAAUACGGUCCAAUGUCAACAUUCUCAUCCCAUCAUGAACAUACAUAACUCACUUAUGCUGUGGGAUAUUUGUUUCCUUCAGGCAUUUUUCAUUCCUGAAGUAGGUUUUGACAGUGUUUUCCAUCAGCCAUUGUAAAUCGGAAUGGUCUCUUGAAGGAUGCAUUUAAAUGGGCACUGUGCAUAAAAUUUGAUCAAAGCAGAGAGUCAGAACAAGGCCUAUUCACCUCUUGAAUCCUAGCUGAACAUAGGGUCUCUACAAAGACCUCUUUAAGUACAGGCUUUGGCAUGUUACACAUUCGAAUUCUUACUCUAAAGAGGAGUAUACCUAUUUAGAUAUUUAAAGGGGAAAUCUGCCAUUUCCUUCCCAGAUUACUCAAUUUUAGUAUCUAAUGGCAAGGACAUCAAGACUUGACUUCUUUGGAGGUUUGCUUUUUUAUUUUUUUGAUAAGGUGGCAUAAAAUCUCUACUACAGAAGCAGUGCCAUUAUUUUAUAUAUGCAAAAGUGAUUCAUAUUAGAUGUCAUGUGCCACAUGUGUAAUUAAUUUGCAUUAUAGUUUCAAAACUAGAUUGUCAUUUCAUGCAUAUAACAAUUGUUUGUACUGAGGUGGGGUUUUUAUUGUUUGGGGACUUUUUUUGUUUAUUACAGAGCACCCUUGAUAUAUUUGUAUAUUUAUUAACUGAUUAAUUAGAAGGAAGAAGGAAUCAUCUCAAAAUUUUAACCAGAGACAUGGAAAAAAAGUAAAUUGAGCUUCCAAAAAUAAAUUUGAUUCUAAAUUAAGGGAAAAGAUAAGACUGGCAUUAUUAUAAGCUAGGGGUUUGGGUUUUUUUUUGUUUUGCUUUGUACCAGUGAGCCACAGGUCUAUUUACAUGGUUGUAAACCCUAGGCUACACCCAGCUGAAACUCCCUGUACUCUUGCAUGCUUUACUAACAUUGUGUGUGGGGUUUCCAAGCAUUCAUUCAUCUGGGGAAAAAGCUCAGCUUGGCAGUUGAAAUGGGUGGUUUGGCGUCUCUAGAAAUUGGAUGAUGAGUCUAAUUCUCAUCUCACCUAGAGCUGAAUCCUGUAAGAUGCUGACCUCCCAUUGAAGUCAGUGGCCGUUGAGGGGGCUCAGCACCUAAUGGAAUCAAGCCCUUACAUCUGUGUCACACCACUAACUUAGAGCGAUUUGGUGUGUGCAUGGGCCCAAAUAUUUUUUGCUGGCACCACUUAAUUUUCCAGUGAGACAGGUUUAAAAAGCAAAGUUUAGGGCAACCUUGUAAGCAGCAUAUGGUGUUCAAUUACCUCAGACAAUGCUGAAAAUAAGAAAUAUAGCCAAUACUUGAAUUUACAUGGAAAGGUUAUCCAAAGCACCGAGUGUAUGAAGAGUGAGAGGUGACUAUAAUCGCUCUCAUUCUGAUCAAUGAUUUCACCCAUGUUUUCUGGAUGAUUUAUAAAGAAUGGUUUAUUGAAGCAGAGAAGUGAGAAGGGUUACAUUAUGUUAAAACGCUUUAUGGUAAGGGAGUGUUUUAAAUAUUUUCCACAACGUCUGUGGGAAUCAGAAUUCCAGUAUGAUAUUUUUAUGUUUUUUCUGGCAUCUCAGGGAUGUUUUUUGUGUGUAAUUUGACAGUAACAAGAACCUACCCCUGUAUUAAAUAGCUUGGAAGGAUUUAGCAUGCUGAUGGAGACUUCCAAAGAGAUCAUUACCAGGGCCCUGAUUACCA
Mauremys reevesii (Reeves's turtle) is the source of this 6672-nucleotide messenger RNA. RefSeq names its product CD44 molecule (Indian blood group) (gene CD44). The coding region runs from base 152 to 3082 and encodes 976 amino acids. The record is from RefSeq and is a predicted model, not a curated record. Gene Ontology annotation, molecular function: hyaluronic acid binding; cytokine receptor activity. Lineage: Eukaryota; Metazoa; Chordata; Testudines; Geoemydidae. The transcript has 21 exons. Gene Ontology annotation, biological process: cell adhesion; inflammatory response; positive regulation of ERK1 and ERK2 cascade. Gene Ontology annotation, cellular component: macrophage migration inhibitory factor receptor complex; plasma membrane; basolateral plasma membrane.